Molecule: messenger RNA, 1866 nt
Organism: Cynara cardunculus var. scolymus (artichoke)
Lineage: Eukaryota; Viridiplantae; Streptophyta; Magnoliopsida; Asterales; Asteraceae
Product: protein ECERIFERUM 1-like
Exons: 10
Coding region: 1-1866 (621 amino acids)
Biological process (GO): lipid biosynthetic process
Molecular function (GO): iron ion binding; oxidoreductase activity
Source: RefSeq, a predicted model, not a curated record
AUGGCUGCCACUCCUGGACUUCUCACAAACUGGCCAUGGAAACCACUUGGAAGCUUCAAGUACGUGUUGCUGACACCAUGGGUGGUGAAGAGCGUAUAUGACUACAUGAUUGCUGAUGUCAACGAGAAAGAUAUAACGGCAGUCGUCAUUUUCCCCUUUUUGUUGACGAGAAUGCUCCACAAUCAAAUUUGGAUUUCUGUCUCUCGGUAUAAAACUACCAAGGGCAAAAACCGAAUAGUUGACAAGACUAUCGAGUUCGAACAAGUUGACCGUGAAACAGACUGGGAUGACCAAAUAAUAUUUAAUGGGUUCUUGUUUUAUGUGGUAUAUUACACUCGGGAGGAGGUUAAAUACUUACCUUUGUGGAGGUUAGAUGGUGUCAUUAUCGUAAUUUUACUACAUAUUGGAGUGGUGGAAUUCCUGUAUUAUUGGCUUCAUAGAACCCUCCACCACCAUUUCCUCUACAAUCGCUACCAUUCUCAUCACCAUUCCUCCGUCGUCACCGAACCAAUCACCUCGGUGAUUCAUCCAUUUGCGGAGCACAUGGCGUACUUUGCAUUGUUCGCAAUUCCGUUGACGACAAUAAGCCUGACCAGGACCGCAUCGUUGGCUGCAUUUGGUGGGUAUGUGACCUUCAUCGACAUAAUGAAUAACAUGGGCCAUUGUAACUUUGAGCUCAUCCCCAAAUCCGUCUUCGCGAUCUUCCCCCCUCUUAAGUACAUCAUGUACACCCCAUCGUACCACUCUUUGCACCAUACUCAAUUUCGAACAAAUUACUCACUUUUCAUGCCGUUAUACGAUUACAUAUACGGUACGAUGGACAAGUCUACUGACAUACUGUACGAGAAAUCACUGUGUCGAAAAGAAGAAUCACCAAACGUAGUGCAUUUAACGCAUCUAACAACACUGGAUUCCGUCUAUCACAUGAGGCUGGGGUUUGCCUCCUUGGCUUCUAAACCGCAUACUUGUUCAAAAUGGUAUUUGUGGAUACUAUGGCCGGUUACGAUUUGGUCCAUGUUGAUCACUUGGAUUUAUGGAAAAACGUUCGUCGUCGAAAGAAACGUCUUCAAAAACCUCAAACUACAAACAUGGGCGAUACCAAAAUAUCGGAUACAAUACCUUAUUGAAUGGCAAAGAGAAGCUAUUAAUGGCUUAAUUGAGGCAGCCAUUCUAGAAGCUGAAGGGAAGGGGAUAAAGGUGCUUGGUCUUGGUCUACUCAAUCAGGGGGAAACAUUGAACAGAAGUGGGGAGUUCUUCGUAAGGAGAAAUCCUGGGCUAAAAGUGAGGGUGGUGGAUGGGAGUAGUUUGGUAGUUGCAGUGGUCUUAAACAGCAUUCCAGCAGGCACAACUGAAGUUGUUUUUAGGGGAAACUUCAACAAGGUUGCGUCCUACCUUGCGCUUGCUCUAUGCCGCAGGGGCAUCAAGGUUGGUAUAUCUCAAAAGGACCAUUACCAAAUGUUGAAAUCCAAGCUCAAAUCGACAGACGACCAAGAAAAGUUGUUCCUUUCACAGACUUACUCUCAUAAGAUAUGGGUUGUGGGUGAUGGAGUGAGCAAAGAAGAACAAAUGAAGGCAUCAAAAGGAACCCUAAUCAUUCCUUACUCUCAAUUCCCUCCAAAGAAAGUGUGCAAAGAUUGCUUUUACUACACCACACCAUCAAUGUUGGCUCCCAAUUAUCUUGAGAAUGUUGAUUCUUGUGAGAAUUGGUUGCCAAGAAGGGUGAUGAGUGCUUGGAGAAUUGCAGGGAUAGUUCAUGGUUUAGAAGGUUGGAAUGUGAACGAGUGUGGGAAUCAGAUUUUUGAUAUCGACAAAGUUUGGGAAGCCGCACUCCGACAUGGGUUUACUCUCAACAAAUCGUUCACUUAA